GCUUUGCAGUUUGCUACGUCCUUCGUUGCUCGCCUCGUCGUGUAGCUGACUGCUGAGUGCUGAUUGCUGAUCGUGAUCGCUGGUCGCUGAUCGCAGAUCACUGGUCACAGAUGGUUGGCUCACGGUCGUCCAACGUGGUCCCUCGACGGGUUCAACACUGAAAACCGUUCACAGACAAAACAUGGCGACUUUAUGAUUCUGACAAUGACGUAAGGGUGGGAAGCAACGUCAAAGCAUUUUUAGUAGAGGAACCAGAUACUCUUGAACGUGGAAUCAUGGAAGCUGUUUUCAGUGAUGCCCAAGAAAAUGCCAAGGUUAUAAUGAAUACUUGUCUAACGGCAAUGAAAGCACAAGUAUACGACAAUAAGGCUUGCGUAAAUUCAUCAUCUGAAUUAAUAACAAACAAGUUAAUAGAUGAGAUAGUCCUUGAAGUGAUCGCUGAUUACCACAAAACAAUAAUUAAAUGGUGCGAUGACGAUGGCAUUUUCAACAAGAAGAAUUCUAAAAUUGAUGAAGAAUCGUUGACCAACGGUGAUUCACAACCCGUGCAUAUAGGAGUUAAAGUGAAGAAAAUCAUAUGUCCAAAAUGUAGAAAACAAUUGUAUCCAACAGGAUUCGGCCGUCAUUUAGAAAUAUGCCUUAAUGUCAGCAGCAGCAAUCGCACUCUUAGAAAUGCAACAAAGCCUAUCUACAGCUCCGUUCCUUCAUAUGAUGAUAAUUACGAUACGUGGAAUUCAAAAAGUGAAAAAUCUAAAAAUUUAAAAAGGAUUGAACAGAAAAAGAAAAAAGACAUUUCAAAAAGAAUUAAAAGGAGGGAAGGACAUAUUAAAACGAAGCAUGACAUCUGCAGCAUAGACUCGGGCAUCGAGUUAGAAGAAGUAGAUUCCCAAGGCUCGAAAAACGAUACUGGAAAUUCUUGCGCCCCCUCACCAGCUGAGUCAGUCUCAACGAGUAAGGGCUCUUCUUCAAAAAAGAAAAUCAAACAAAAACAGAAAUACGGAUCCAAAGGCUCAAAAAACAAAUUUGACAAUUAUUCCAUAGACCUUGGAUCUUCAAGUUCCUGAAAAUAGCUAAAAAGGUCCUCUCUCAGUAGAGGACCAAGCAGCAAGUCUUAAAAUAGGCUUUACUGGUGAGGAAACACAAGGAAAAGAAUAUGUACUUAGUCUGAAGCACAUUGCCACCCAUGGUUGUUAAUCUGAAGAAGAUAACUAAAAAUUUGUAUAGGCUGUUCAGAAAUUAGUCGCCAGGAGUCUUUUAUCAUAUUGAUAAGAUAUUACUGUACAUAAAAUUUUACUUCAUUGGAUUUAUUAAGCCUGAAUCGGAAUUUAAGUUGUAGUGUAAAAAACAGAAAUUUUAGCUUAAUUAAUUGUAUUGAACUGUCAUCAAAUUUUUAUAGUAAAAAUUUAAGACUGUCAUUAAGGUUUAAAAGAUCUAUUUAUUGUAAAUAUAAAUUUUAAUUACAAUUUUUAUUUUCAUAGACAUCACAUUAUUUCUUAUGUGGGCAAUUGCUAGUGAUUAGCAUUUUAGAUUGACAAAUUUGCGUGUAGUUUGUGUAAAAAAUGCUCUAAUAGAUUUGAAAAAGUAUUCGUACAAGUUAUUGUAAAUAUUUACAAACGAUUUUCUAUCAAAUGAAAUCAUAGUUUCAGUGUUUUUCAUGUUUUAACUCAAAACAUCCCACUUCAAGAAGUAUACUUUUUCUUUUUGUUAGAAGCAUAUUAGGCUAAAUAUAGUUCCUCAUUUUUUAUCAUAUCUUAACUGGAAUAUUCUACUAUUAUUACCUGUAAAUAAUUUAAAUAAAAAUUAAUAAAUGGA
Molecule: messenger RNA, 1812 nt
Organism: Cimex lectularius (bed bug)
Lineage: Eukaryota; Metazoa; Arthropoda; Insecta; Hemiptera; Cimicidae
Exons: 4
Coding region: 276-1064 (262 amino acids)
Source: RefSeq, a predicted model, not a curated record